This is a messenger RNA of Xyrauchen texanus (razorback sucker), 5192 nucleotides long. Its product is annotated as transient receptor potential cation channel subfamily M member 4-like. Gene Ontology annotation, cellular component: membrane. Gene Ontology annotation, molecular function: ligand-gated calcium channel activity; calcium-activated cation channel activity. The record is from RefSeq and is a predicted model, not a curated record. The transcript is spliced from 28 exons. Lineage: Eukaryota; Metazoa; Chordata; Actinopteri; Cypriniformes; Catostomidae. Gene Ontology annotation, biological process: calcium ion transmembrane transport. Bases 113 to 3811 code for a protein of 1232 amino acids.
UAAACUGACAGACUUCCUCAUUCAAGAACGACAUGGACGUCAGGCGCACCUGCAAAGCGCUUUGAGGUGAAAUUUACGAAAAACGCUUGUUAUUUUAUAAAACCAAACGAAGAUGAAUGAGAAGGACACCGAAAAAGGCGGAGGGGGCGCAAGGUCAAAAACUGAUGUGAGCUGGAUUACAGAUAUCUUUAAUAAGAGAGUGUGCACAACAUUUGUGGAGGACACUUUCAGCAAUGGACGUCUGUGUCAGUGUGGGUAUGCACGGGACACCCACCACUCCGUGGCACUGGGCGAUUGCUUCAGCGCGGCUAUUGUCAGUCACUGGGACAGUGCACAGCACUCCUCUGAGCAGCCCACGGACGCCUUUGGAGAGCUGGAGUUUGCCGGAGCCGGCAAGAGACACAGCUAUUUUUUGCGUCUCUCCAGUAGCACAAACCCUUCCGGGGUCUUUGAAAUCCUGAAAGGACACUGGAAACUAAAACAGCCCAAUCUGGUGGUAUCAGUGGUUGGUGGUGAGGGGAAGAAAAAGAUCAAAGGCUGGGUGCGAGACCUGCUAAGGAAGGGACUGGUUAAAGCUGCACAGAGUACAGGAGCAUGGAUCAUAACAGGAGGGCUGAAGGAAGGCAUUGGCAGGUGUGUAGGAGAGGCUGUGAGGGAUCACGUCUCAACGUAUUCUGUCUCCCUCAAUAAAGUAGUUCUAAUAGGCAUUGCUCCGUGGGGUCUCGUACAGAAUCGCCAACAGCUCGUCAAACCUGAGGGAAGUUUCCCAGCAAAAUAUUAUGUCACAAACACAUCUCGUGAGACUUGUAUUCUGGAUAAUAACUACAAGGCCUUCCUCCUGGUGGAUGAUGGGACCGUGGGCCGUAGAGGUGGUGAGGUCAACUUUAGAGUGCGUCUGGAGGACUUCAUUUCACGUCAACGGCCAGGCAGUGCAACCAUUGACAUUCCUGUUCUUUGUAUGCUGAUCUCUGGAGAAGCUGCCAUGCUAGAGGGAUUAGAUGCCUCUCUUAAGACUGCUAUGCCCUGGUUGGUCUUGGCUGGUUCGGGGGGGCUUGCCGAUUUUGUGACUGACAUUGUGGAGAACGUGCAGUCUGCUUCGAUGCCUCCGGCUGGAGGUGCAGAGAAAGAAGAUGGGACUGCUAACAUGGACCUCAAAGAGCGACUAGCAGAAAAAUUAAAGAAACAUUUUCCUGCAGUGAAUGAGACAGACAAACUCGUUGAUAAGGUUUUAAGCAUCUACCAGAACAAAGACCUCAUCUUCAUUUAUCACGCAGAGCAAGAGGGGGCGGAUGAUUUUGACACUGUGUUGCUUAAAACUCUUGUUCAAGCGAGUAAACACCGUGUUGCUGUGAGUACUAAUCCUUACGCUGAUGAGUUGAGGCUGGCUGUAACUUGGAACAGAGUGGACAUUGCCAAGAGCGAACUCUUUAAUGGAAACAUCCAAUGGAAGUAUGAGGACCUGGAAGAUUGUAUGACCGAUGCACUGGAGAACAAUAAACCCCAGUUUAUUCGUCUCUUCAUUGAAAAUGGUCUGAACAUUUUGGACUACCUGACUUACGGCCGACUGGAGAAACUUUACAAAUCCAUCUCUGAAAACUGUCUGGCCCACUCACUGCUUAAGAAUUUCCUAAGUGUCCGCUUGAAUGAGUCCAGCACUGAUCAACAAAACAAUGUCAGUCUCUAUGAGGUGUCUCAACUUUUGGAGAAUCUGUUAGGGGAUGUAUGUCUGCCCUUCUACACCUCUGUAUUCAAGCUGGGCACAAACUCCUCCAAAAGAACAUUUUUAAAGAAAACAAGUAAGGUCCUAAAGGAGAAUUGCUCAUAUCGUGGGGAUGCCUGUAACCACCCUUGGUUAUGUCUCUUCAUCUGGGCAGUGCUACAGAACCGCAGUGAGAUGGCUGUCUACUUCUGGGAAAUGUGUGGUGAGUCUGUUCUGACUGCACUUGGAGGUUGUAAACUGCUGAGGGAGCUGUCUAAACUGGAGAUUGAGACAGAGACUAAGAUUUCCAUGAAAGAUUUGGCCCUGAAGUUCGAGUAUAUGGCCAAUGAUGUGUUCAGUAUGUGCUACCAAACCAAAGCAUGCCGAUCCUUCAAGCUUUUGAUCCGGAAGUCUCAGAUGUGGGGUAAUGCUACCUGUCUGAAGAUGGCUAUGGGGGCUGAUGCUCGUCUAUUCUUCAGCCAUGAUGGAGUGCAGUCCCUGUUGUCUCAGAUCUGGUGGGGUGAAAUGGAUAGAGGCACUGAGGUGUGGAAAGUCAUCCUGACUUUGUUAAUUCCUCCAAUCUGCUUCACCAACAUCAUCAAUUUCAGGAAAUUAGACAGUGUGGAAGAGGAAAAAUCAGCACUGCCGCUACAUCCAACCUCAGAAACAGACUGCCACUACUCAGAGACUGUCUUCUCCCUUGCCGACAUCAAAAACCUCAGUGAAUUUGAGCAAGAGGACUCAAAUAUUAUCAGAUAUCCAACAAAAGGCACUAAUUUUGCAGCAUUCCAUAAAAAGAAGCAACCCUUUUGGGUUUCCCGCUGGAAGCAGUUCUGGUAUGCCCCCGUUACCUCAUUCCUCGGCAAUGUUGUGAUGUACUUCCUCUUCCUGUUUCUGUACGCCUACGUGCUAUUGGUUGACUUCAAGCCACCUCCCCCUGAUGGCCCUGCCGCCUCAGAAUAUGUGCUGUACUUUUGGAUGUUCACUCUCGUAUGCGAGGAGAUUCGAGAGAUAUUCAUUGUGGGCACUAAGACUAUUGGCCAGAGGUUGAUGCUGUAUACUCAGGAUGUGUGGAACAAGUUUGAUGUCCUUGCCAUCUCCCUCUUCAUUGCUGGUUUGUUCUGCAGGAUGUUCAGUUGGUCGUUCAACGUGGGACGUGGCAUAUUGUGCAUUGACUACAUGGUCUUCACACUCCGACUCAUUCAAAUUUUUGCCAUUCACAGACAGCUGGGCCCCAAAAUCAUCAUACUGGGCAAAAUGAUGAAGGAUGCAUUCUUCUUCUUAUUCUUUCUGGCAGUGUGGCUGUGUGCAUAUGGAGUGGCCAAUCAGGCUCUACUGUACACAUACGAUGCAAGCCCUUCUAGGGUGUUUCGACGAGUGUUGUAUAGACCAUAUUUGCAUAUAUUUGGACAGAUUCCUGUGGAGGAAAUAGACACUGGUAAAUCUUGGAAUAGACACUGCACAGAUAAUCUGACAUUGGUUAAUGAAGGACAAGAGCCAUGUAGAGAUACCAGUCACAACUGGCUUGUGGUCGUUUUGCUGGUUAUCUUUCUACUGGUCACCAACAUCUUACUUGUCAACCUGCUCAUUGCCACAUUCAGCUACACCUUUUCUAAGGUUCAGGAGCGCAGUGACACAUACUGGAAGUCUCAGCGUUAUAAUCUGAUAGUGGAGUACCAUUCUCGUCCAACUCUCGCUCCACCCUUCAUCAUCCUGUCCCACAUCAAUCUCUUCAUCAAAAGAAACUUCCGCAAAGUGCCAUCCACCAAAAUCCACCAUUUUGCCUUGGAUUUGAAGGGUAAAGAAGCAAACCAAUUGGUGAAAUGGGAGAACCUCCAGAAGGAAAGUUUCCUGGCUGUCGAGUACAAAAAACAAAGAGGGACAGACACCGAGAGGCUAAAACAGAUUACUGCCAAAAUGGAUGGUGUUCUCAAAAAGGUUGCAGAGAUCAGAGAUGUUGAUCGCAGACUGAGAACACUAGAAUCAGAUAUGGAGUUCUGUACAUCUUCUCUUCUGUGGAUAAUGGAAUCUCUGUCUCAAAGCAGUGUAGUGAAGCCCAGCAAAGUGCACCCUUCUCGCAAAGCCGUAAUUUCAGCCUCCCUUGAGAAAUAAGAAAUAGCCUUCUUUCCUGUAUUCAUCUGCUGUCCCCUGCUCUCACGGACACAUAAACCAAGAAGGCACAGAGAGCCAGUGAAGGUGUUGAAUUUAUUGUUCUGCUUUCCAUUUUUAAAUCGGUCAUCCUGGCCUUUUUAAUGGUUCAUCCUGCUCUUGACAGUUUAGUACACCCAGGUGACCUGUCCUCUUUUCCAUGUGAAUGGGGAAGUGCACAGAAUUAAGAGGACAUACUGCACACUCAAAGGUCAACAAUGCCACGUUACAGUCAUAGAUCAAAUGAACAUGUUCUUAAAAGCAUAUUGUUAGUAGGUUUACAUCUUUUUAAAGUCAGAGUAUUAUUAUGUAUUGCGCUCAUAGAAUCUGAUUUAAUACAGUUAUAAUUACAAAACAAUAAGAAAUAUUUUGUCCUGUAUUUUGAUUCAUGUCUUUCAAAAAAUACAAAGUGGCAUGGCUCAUAAACUACAGUGGGAACAAACAUAUUGUUCUUGUCCUCUUGUACCAUACAUUCACACCAUUGUUCAUCUUAUGUCAACUAUUGUUUGUGAACAAAAGACCUCUAAGCGAUUUAUAUGUAUUAUGUAAUUCUUGAAAUAAUGUUACGGUACAUGCAAUAAGCUUAAUAUUCAACACAGUUUAUUAUGUUCUGUUUAUGUUUACAGAGAAUAUUAUUUAACAUACCAAAUGAAUUAAAUAUCUAAUGUGUUUCUUGCACUCAAAUAUGGACAAAAACUAAGCAAACUUUGUAUCGCACCUUAAGUACGGCAUUGCAUGUUUACAUUUAGAUGUAGAACAAAUGUGUUUUAUGUCAUGAUAUUUUUCAAACCUUUUCGUAAAUUCGACUCUAGUCGCAUCCACUACAACUGUAAUUGCAUACUGUUAACUGUUCUUGGAUUUUGGGUCUUUGAGUAUUUAUAUCACAUUACAUUUUGUGUGUGUGUGUGUGUGUGUGUGUGUGUGUGUGUGUGUGUGUGUGGUUAAUCAUUUUGCUUAUUGUUUUUAUAUUGGACAACAUUGUGAUUGUUAAUAGAAUUUCUGACACCAUAACAUGUGGUCGUUAUUGAAAGGACUAUAAUUUUUGGCAACCUCACCAUAACAGUGCAUGUACUGCAUUGCAAUUCUACUUCAGGGACAAUGACGGUCCUUCGAUCUCUUUCCUCCACCCCAAACCUCUCCCCUCAAAAACGAAUUUGAAAGCUAGAAGUACAUGCAGUACAUGCAAUAUGUGGUACUUAAUCAUGUUCCAUAUGGUACUUUUUGAUUUGUGUAUACUCAAAGUCUUUGUUAAAUUGUAAAUUCUCUGUUAGAUUUUCUCAAGAGCAAAAUUCUCCAUAAUUGCCCAUAGAACUGUCAUAACAUUAGAACAUUAAACAAGCUCAGG